Vavraia culicis subsp. floridensis is the source of this 988-nucleotide messenger RNA. RefSeq lists its product as uncharacterized. NCBI's taxonomy places the organism in Eukaryota, Fungi, Microsporidia, Pleistophoridae. Gene Ontology annotation, molecular function: nucleic acid binding. The coding region runs from base 1 to 855 and encodes 284 amino acids. The transcript has a single exon. The record is from RefSeq and is a predicted model, not a curated record.
AUGCCAACAAACACAUAUUUCGAUUCGUUAUGUUUAUACACGGUUUAUUUUUUAUCGGAUAAUCUUGUUCAUGUAGAUCUGACCAGUUUGUGCUUCCUGAUCCCCUUGUACACAACUAUUACCAAUCACCAGCACAUCCUCUGUCACAAAAUACGAAAAAAAAAACGGCCCCUCAUGCCACUAAGCGACAACCAAGGUUUCAUUCCAUCAAGCCCAAAACCUGACUACACCCCCAAGUCACUGCGCACCCUGUCUAUCAAGCAGCUGAAAUCCCUUCCGACAGACACACCCACGCACACAAUCGACAACUCCACACUCUCAACCAUAUGCGUGGCCGGCUGGGUACGCUCCACACGCCAAGCACAAUCAGGUACAAUAUUUGUGUUGGACGAUGGCACAGCAAUGAUAAACGCAUCGUUUUGGCCCAACGGAAUGUUUGAGGAGGAGCAGGCCGGUUUGAUAGAGCCUAACAAUUUCUUACGGGUUAUUGGUAAUGUGAGAGUGUAUGAUGGUGAUAUUUCUGUAUCGGUAAGCUUUUUGACCAAGAUUGAUGAUUUCAACUACGUAAGCUACCAUUUCUUGAAUGUUUUGCAGCAGCAUUUGCACUGCAGAAGAGAGCUCAAGAGGGAAACAAGAAAGGAGAAAGAGAAAGAAGGGAUGAUAGGCACGUUGCAGGAGGAUGUACUUAUGUGCUACAGAAAUAACCAAGACGAGAAAGGACUGCAUGUAGAUCUGGUCGUUAAGAUGCUGCAGGGCAAGUAUAAAGAGCAAGAUGUCAGAGAAAUGGUUAACAGUCUUUUGGAUGAUUGCUAUCUGUUCAGUGUAGAUGGAAUGUGCUAUAAAACCGUAGAUUGACCGUGCAUACGAGCUGGAAAAUAAAGUAGAAUUAGUGAUACGUGCGUGUUUAAGAAUUAUUUUUAGAUAGUAAAUUGCAUUGAACAAUAUUAUGGUGGAUAAAAUACACAGAUUAAAAAUACGGGUACACGGG